CUUGCGGCUAAUCAGUAUGUGACAUGUUUCUUGGCCUCUACUCACUCAUUCGCAGCAAGCCCCCUGGCAACAUGUGCUCAAGGCCUGUGUUAUCCACCAGACACCAUAUCAGCAUCUAGGACGAGGCGGGCGACUGUCCAGUUCCCAUGACCUGUCUGAACUCCCAGCAUAUUCAGCAGGAGCAUCGUACUCCAGAUCCCAUGAUGGACACAUGGACUUUGUCGUGCACCGAUCCCUCAAGCUCUGCCUGCUGGCGAUAUGACUCCACCGGUCCCGCAAAUCAGUGGCAUGACCAUACAAUGUGCAUUUGCGAUACUACAGCCGAGGUCGGUACUGCUUUCGCAAAAAGAGAACAUUCCCAGUACGACAACGUUUCCAAGGGACACAUCGGAACCGUCGUCCACAUCCUCCGCAUCCUUCACGCCCGGCUUCAAACAUCGAGUUCCAGCAGCCACAUCGGACCUAUCGUAGGAGGCGUCCGCGGAAGCCUCACUAUCAUUGCAAGCUCUGUGGUAGUCACUGUCUGCAUUCGUCGCCACCGGCCCAAGCACGCCAUACAGGCCCCAAAUUCUGCAGUCAAUGCACACGAUCCUCCCGCUCCUUUCCCAGUGCCCUAUGGCGGGUACAGCGACUCACAAGCAAUCUCAAUGUAGCCGUACGGUCAACUCUCAGACAAGCAGCUCGCCGUCCCGAUAUCCAUUCUUACCAUCUGACGGUCGACAUGCCUGUACUUU
Messenger RNA from Pseudomassariella vexata, 734 nucleotides. RefSeq lists its product as uncharacterized. The coding region runs from base 147 to 653 and encodes 168 amino acids. The record is from RefSeq and is a predicted model, not a curated record. Lineage: Eukaryota; Fungi; Ascomycota; Sordariomycetes; Amphisphaeriales; Pseudomassariaceae. The transcript is spliced from 2 exons.